Messenger RNA from Seriola aureovittata, 12567 nucleotides. RefSeq names its product otogelin (gene otog). Gene Ontology annotation, molecular function: protein binding; alpha-L-arabinofuranosidase activity. Gene Ontology annotation, cellular component: extracellular matrix. Gene Ontology annotation, biological process: L-arabinose metabolic process. The transcript is spliced from 56 exons. The coding region runs from base 1 to 10611 and encodes 3536 amino acids. The record is from RefSeq and is a predicted model, not a curated record. NCBI's taxonomy places the organism in Eukaryota, Metazoa, Chordata, Actinopteri, Carangiformes, Carangidae.
AUGGAUCCCUAUUUAAGACGUGGCUGGAAAAGGCUGUUUCACUUAUUAUCUUUGUAUUUUAUCCUAAUUUAUCAAGCUCAUCUUUCCAGGGGUGUUGAGAGAGUGAACGUUUCUAACUGGGAUCAAUUUAAUAACGGGAGCAGCAGGAUAAAGCAGCAGAAAUGGGACACCGCUUCCCAGGGAGUGCAGGACCUCCAGACAGCAGCUGCUGCGUUAGAAACCAACACAUCUUCCUCCAGUCGUUCACUGGUCAGCCCGGCCGCCAUGUCCAACCUGACGUCCAACCUGACGACCCCCAGCACAGAGAGGACACCGACCCCCUCAUGGACCCUCAGCUCGGACCAAUCAUCUGCAACCACAGCACCGUUUAGUCAAACACCAUCAAGAACAAUAUCAUCCAGCCGAUCACCAGGCAACACAACACCAUCCACCCAAUCACAAACCAAACCAGCACCGUCCAGCCAGUCACCAACAACCACAGCACCAGUCAGGCAAACACCAGGCAGCACGACACCAUCCAUUCAAUCUCCAACAAAGAUAGGAGUCUCUAGCCAAUCACCAACCACCACAGUAUCAACCAGCCAGUCACCAAGCAGAACAACACCACCCAGCCAAUCACCAAUGACCACAGCACCAGCCAGCCAAUCGCCAGCCACCACAGUGCCAGCCAGCCAAUCGCCAGCCACCACAGUGCCAGCCAGCCAAUCACCAGCCACCACAGUGCUAGCCAGCCAAUCACCAACAAGCACAGCACCAGCCAGUCAGUCACCAGUUGGCAAUGCACCACCUAAGACCUUAUCUGACCAUUCAGCAGGCAGUAGUACAAAACCUAGCCAAUCAUCAUUGAGCCAAACACCGCUGAGCCAAUCAACAACUGGUUCAAAAACUUCAAAGCAAUCAUCACUCACCUCAACGUCCCCUAAUCACUCACCAACCACUUUAUUACCAGCUAAUCAAUCCACAACCAGCUCAAAAAGACCACACCACGUAUCAUACGGCUUAACGUCUCAUAACCAAUCAUCAAAGCAAUCAUCACCUGGUUCAGCCUCACCAGUCAGUGGAGUCUUUUCACAGGAUGAGCGUCCGGUCAAUAUUUCACUGCUCACCAGGCAGGCGAAGGAAGCCCUGAGGUCGUCGUUUCGUAAGCUUUCAGCAGAACCAUGUGUGCUUCCCUGCCUGAACGGAGGACGGUGCGUUCAGUCGGAGUCAUGUGACUGCAGCUUGUACCAGGCCACCGGACACAGAUGUCAGACAGUCCCAAAUCCCGGCUUCGAUAGGGAGAUGACAUGCAGGACGUGGGGUCAGUACAACUUUGAGACCUUUGACGGCCUUUACUACUACUUCCCCGGUCGAUGCACGUACACUCUGUUGAGGGACUGCGAGGAAACCACCCAGGCCAGCAUCGUCGUCCAGGUCCACAAUGAUCCAGGAUGCGGCUCUGCCCCUUAUACCUGCCAAAGAUCAGUCAGCCUCUUCCUGCCAUGGGAGGGCGAGGUCCGGCUGCACGCCACCAACGUAACCUUCAAAGGUCAAAGUUUGGAGCUGCCUCAUCACAUCCACGACCUGCAGCUGGAGCAGAUCUCGCAGUAUGUUCUGGUCACGCAGCAGCACGGCUUCACGCUGGCCUGGGAGGGACGCAGCGGCUCCGUCUACAUCAAACUCAGCCCAGAGUUUGUGGGCAGAACCUGCGGCCUGUGCGGUAACUUCAACGCAGACGUCCAGGACGACCUGAGGACGAGCUACGGCGUGCUGACUCAUGAAAUAGAAAUGUUUGGGAAUAGCUGGGUGGAGACGCAGCCACACGAUCCCCAAUGUCCCACGGUGUCCUCUGGCUUCUCUUCACCCUGUGCUGCAGUCGAUGCUCACGUCCUGCUGAAAGUGGAGGAGGUGUGUGCAAUGCUGCUGGAUCCGCCGUUUGAGAGCUGCCAUGACUUUGUCAGCCCGCUGUCCUACAUGGCCAGCUGCUCCAACGACCUCUGCAUGUCGGGUCCCAACGGUGAUGUGGUAUGCCAGGUGUUCAGCGAGUACGCGCGGGCCUGUGCCCACGCUGACCACCCACUGCACGACUGGAGGCAGCGCAUUCCUCAGUGUGCGAAGCAGUGUCCUCUAGGCCUGCAGUACAGGGAAUGCAUCAGCUGCUGCCCAGAGUCCUGCAACUUGGAGCGAACAUGCAUCGACAGCAAGCUGGCCUGCUUGGAUGGAUGCUACUGUCCGGAUGGUCUGAUCUAUGAGGAUGGAGGCUGUGUGAUGCCCUCUGACUGUCCCUGCGAGUACCAUGGCAUGUUUUACCCCUCUGGACAAACGUUGCAGGAGGAAUGCAACAACUGUACAUGCGUGGGUGGAGUGUGGAACUGCACCGACUACAGCUGCCCAGGCGAGUGCUCGGUUACUGGCGAUAUGUAUUUUCAGUCCUUUGACGGGAGGAUCUACACCUUUCCUGCAACGUGUCAGUACGUCCUCGCCAAGAGUCGCAACUCAGGGAAGUUCACAGUCACCAUCCAGAAUGCCCCCUGUGGAGCAAAUCUGGAUGGCGCCUGCAUCCAAUCAGUUAACCUGGUUGUUGACGAGGAUCCAAGGACGGAGAUAACACUGAGUCACGUUGGAGAGGUCUUCAUGGCUGGGCAGUACCGCAUCUCUCUGCCCUACUCUGACGACACCUUCCACGUCCAGGAGCUGUCGUCCAUGUUCCUGCAGGUGAGGACGGCGUUUGGCCUGCAUCUGCAGUACAGCUGGAAGGAGUUCCGUCUCUACCUGCAGGCCGACGAGCUGUGGAAGGACGACACGGUGGGGCUGUGCGGCACCUUCAACGGCAACAUUCAAGAUGACUUCCUAUCUCCAUCAGGUAUGAUAGAAAGCACUCCUCAGCUGUUUGGAAACGCCUGGAGAGUCUCGUCAGCCUGUUCACCCAGCCUGAGCACACCUCAGCUGGACCCCUGUGACACACACCAGCAGACUGUGGCCUACGCCUCAGAGAUGUGUGAUGUACUGAACCAGGAUCUGUUCUCCGCCUGCCACGAGUACCUCAGUCCGACACCUUUCCACCAGCAGUGUCGCUCAGAUACCUGUAAGUGCGGGACGCCGUGCCUCUGCUCUGCCCUGGCCCACUACGCUCGCCACUGCCGCAGAUUCUCUGUCAUCAUCGACUUUCGGUCGCACAUACCUGACUGUGCGGUCACCUGUCCGGCCACCAUGCAGUACGGCACCUGCGUGUCGUCCUGCCAGCGCCGUUGCUCCGCCCUCUCUGUCCCGCAGCACUGCGGGGAGGAGUGUGAGGAGGGCUGCGUCUGCCCUCAGGGCUCCUUCUACAACCAUCGAACACACACUUGUGUGCACAGGAGCGAGUGUCCCUGCAGUUUCCUUGGAGCAGAUUACGAGGCGGGAGAUGUGAUCAUGACGUCAGCAGGUGUUCAGCUCUGUCUGAAUGGUAAACUGGUGUCUCAGACAACAGACAGUGACAGGUUGUGUCCUGCAGGUCAGCUUUACCAGAACUGCUCAGAGGGGGAGGACGGCAUCCUGCCGGGAAGGGGCGUGGCCUGUGAGCGCACCUGUGAAUCCUACCUGCUCAACCUCACCUGCUCGACACACGAGCCCUGCGUGGCUGGAUGUACCUGCCCUCCUGGCUUGCUGAAACAUGGAGAUGAGUGCUUUGAACCAGCAGCCUGUCCCUGUCUGUGGAAAGGAAAGGAGUAUUACCCAGGCGACAGAGUCUCCUCCCCCUGCCAUCAGUGUGUUUGCCAGCAUGGGACGUUCCAGUGUGUGUUUCGUCCGUGUCCAUCCAUGUGCACGGCUUACGGUGAUCGCCACUACAGGACGUUUGACGGCCUGCUGUUUGACUAUGUUGGUGCUUGCAAAGUCUAUCUUGUAAAGAGCAGCGCGGAUGUGAUGCUCAGUGUUUCAGCUGAGAACGUGGACUGUUUCGACAGCGGAGUCAUCUGCAGGAAAUCUCUGUUGAUCAGCAUCGGAAGAUCCUUCAUAGCAUUUGAUGAUGACACUGGGAAGCCAAAUCCAUCCAGUGUGAUUGACAGGAAGCAGAGGAUGUUCAUCUGGCCGGCUGGAUACUUCACAGUGAUUCACUUCCCUGAGGAAGAUGUCACCAUCCUCUGGGACCGUAAGACCACAGUCCAUAUCCAGGUUGGACCUCGCUGGCAGGGGAAGCUGAGCGGGCUGUGUGGGAACUUUGACCUGAAGACGGUUAACGAGAUGCGGACGCCCGACAACAUUGAUUCCCCGACACCACAGGAGUUUGGAAACAGCUGGACUGCAGCAGAGUGUGUGAACAGUCCAGAUAUCAGACACCCCUGCAGCCUCAGUCCACUCAGAGAGCCUUUUGCUAAGCGGCAGUGUGCUGUCCUGCUCAGUGAAGUCUUCCAGGCCUGCCACCCAGUGGUGGAUGUUACCUGGUUCUACAUGAACUGCCUGGCAGACACAUGUGGCUGCAGCAGAGGAGGUGACUGUGAGUGUUUUUGCACCAGCGUGGCGGCGUACGCACAGCGAUGCUGCCACCAGGGCGUUCCUGUCGACUGGCGCUCGCCCUCUUUAUGCCCGUAUGAUUGUGAAUUCUUCAACAAAGUUCUGGGUAAAGGCCCGUUCAGACUCGUCACCUUCAGGGAUCAGACCACAGUGUUGGUAGCCAGCAGGUCCAGCGGCUCUGUGUUUCUGCAGCAGGCCAACCUCAGCAGCACCAUCACCACCAGCAUCUUGUCACAGUUCAUGAUGACACCGGGCCUCAGCAGAGCCCGACCACAUGACACAUCACGGGUUUCCUUUGAGGCAGCUGACAGACCAAACUACUUCCUGUAUGUGAACCCCAGUGGCCAUUUGAGGCUGGCCAAGUGGGAGGAGAGCAAGGCAUUCUGGGACGGAGCCACCUUCGUCCUCCACAGGAACACCUGGAUCCCCGGCUAUGACUCGCUGGAGUCCCACGCGAAGCCCAGCUUUUUCCUACACGCCACGCUGCUUCAUCUCCACCUGCUCAAAUACAGACACACCAACAGUUUCCGCAAGGCCACGCUGUUCAGGCUGACAGGCUCCAACCCAGAAGCCCGUCCAGGUCCUCAGUGUCAGUGGAGGUACGACUCCUGCGUCAGCCCCUGCUUCAAGACCUGCAGCGACCCGUCGGCUGAGGCCUGCGUCACCAUCCCACAAGUGGAGGGCUGCCUUCCUGUCUGCCCCCCACACAUGGUCCUGGAUGAGGUCACCCGCCGCUGUGUCUAUGUUGAAGACUGCAUUAAGGCCCCAGUUGUUCUGCAGCCUGUGACCCCAUCUACUGCUCAGGUGAUCUCUACAGCUGUCACCUCUUCAGCCACCACCACCACUGCUGCCUCCACCACCUCUCUCAAGACCACAGUCGCCACUAAAUCCUCCACUGCUCCACACACCGGACCCACAUCUAAGACCACCGCCACUGUUCCUGUCGCCAGCAUACAGACCACCUCCACUAAGGCUCCACCUGCCCCGGAUGAGCCGACCCGACCAGCCCCCACCACUCCUUCUGCCAGUCCUGAACUUUCAAGAACAGCAGGACCCCCAUCAUCACCAACAGCACCCCCUGCUGUCAGGCCAGAGUUGGUGGAGCCGCUGUCUACGGUCAGAGUGACUGAAGCCCCUCCCACCACUGUGACAGGUACGACCCUGGGUCUGAGCUCCACCACCAGCCCCUUCAGCUCCAGCACAUUCAGGACCAGCAGCGCUCCUUUUGCCAUCACGGCUCUGUUCUGGCUCACCUCCUCCACCAAGCCCACUGACUCCCUGCUGCCAACUACACCCUCAGCACCGCCCACCACUUCCAUCGAGUGGCCAACCACCAUCAGUACCCCUCCUCCUGCUGUCCUACACACAACCAAAGAGACCACAGAGGCUACAACACAUUCAGCAGCAGUUACUCCAACUGUAACAUCUUCUAGUCCAGGUCCCACUCCAACUUCAGGGACUUUAGUUACAGACAAAACCACUGUUCCCAGUACAGCUACCACUGCGUACACAGACAUCAGUACAAAGACUGUAAUAGCCGAGAGACUUCCCCCAACUACAACUACACCCAUCCCUCCUGGUUUACCAAGCACAGCGCUCACAACCGCUUCCCUUCUCCCGACCUCGCCCCCUGUUGAAACAGGAAGUGUGUCUUUGCCCACAGCCACUUCAGCAAAGAUCACAGAAUCAGUCACACCAGUUUCACCUUUCACCACCAGUAAAACAACACCACACACAAGUCCAGAAACAACAACACCACCUGCUACCACAGAGAGGAUUCAGUAUACUUCUCCUACUGAAGUCACAACCUCCACUACAGCAGCUCCUGAGUUACCAACAUCAACCCCACUUCAUGUAGCACCGACUACAAGUGCACCACCUACUCCUACGUCAACUGCUACAGACUGGAGAACAACAACAAAGAAAGAGGAAACUACUGUGUCUGAAAUACCUGUAGCUACCACAACAACAGCUGCACCUCCGACUCCGAAGAGUACAGACACAACGACUUCUCCUGUGUCCACCUCCACAACCCAUACUGAGAGAACUUCCUGGUCUGUGGCCGUCCCAACAACAGAGAGAACCACUCAGACCACAACUCUAAGACCUCCAGAGGUUCCAGAAACCUCCACCGCAUCCACAGGUCCACCAACUCUAGCGCCAGUGUCUCUCACAGAAACCACCGCUGUGCCUCUAUCACCAACAACAGAGAGCACCGCUCAUCCUGCCUCUACCAUGCGGACCUCUGAGCCAUGGCGUCCACCCCAUCAGGAGACCUCAUCCACCCCUGCCUACAGCCCCACAGUGAAGACUACACCAGAGGUCACUUCUGAAUCUAUCAUCCACGUGCUCACUUCCACUAUUACUACUGAAGUACCUCGUCUUCCAGUGACAACAACAAAGCCGGUUGUCACCUCUGCGACAUCAGCUGCUGCCACGGCCUCCACUACCAGAACUACUACUUAUACUGAAAUAUCAACUACAGAAACUGCAGCCACUACAACCCAGAAACUGGUAACACCCCCACCACCUGCACCUGGUGCUCCUGAGACACCUCUCACAACGGCCUCUACAAGAGCUCCACCAGGUGUUGUUACCACCACGCCUAGACCUGUCGUCACACAGCCGAUUACAGAUACGACACAUCCAGUGACGGGGCGAGUGGAGGUGACAACAAGAGCUACAACCACACCGCCUUCAUCUUGGUCUCCGCUGCACACAACCACAUCAGCAGCUCCAAGGCCGACAACUUUCCCGGAUAGAGUAACCACCCGGCUGGUGUCCACCACCAGAGCUACACCCACCACAACAACUACAACCAUCACACGGACGACAACCCUCAGGACGACACCCAGGGUUCCUGUGACAACAAGAAUCACAAUGACUGAGAGGUCAACCGUCAGGCCGGUCACUGCAAGGGUUACCAUAGCAGCGAGGCCCUCAACAGUAACCACCAGAUCAACCGCUCCUGGACUGCCGACUGUCACACCAAUUCCCGGCACAACAACCACAUCAGGAGCGCCAUCUGCAACCGUCGCAACAUCUCCUGAGUCAGUCGCUACAGCGAACACGACCGAACUCACCGAAACAACCGCAGCAGUUCCUGGCCUGACCACCACAACCGCCUCAGUGCCUGUUCCUACUUUAACAACAGUUACAGCAUCUACAGCUGUCUCCACGACAACCACAACAGAGUCAGCCACAUCUGAGAAAACUAUGACAACCAAAGAGACUGACGUGUCACCAUCUACAUCCCAACCGGUGACUCGUCCACCUGGUGUGGUCAUCUCCACCCAGGAGCCUGGUAUACCCACUCCCUCUACAACUUCACACCCAGCAGCCACCACAGUCCAAACUCCUGAGCUGGAUAGAGUGGAUCGCACCAGUCCAGGUGCAACAACACCGGCGUCACCGACCACACAUACAGCGGAAAUGACCACGCAUACAGUGGAAACGACCACACAUACAGCGGAGAGCACAACGUCCAUGGCUGUGUCCACUUUAAGGAUUUGCACUCCUCCGUAUGCAGAGAUUGUUGAUGAGUGCACAAAGUACAUCUGUGUCAACAACCAGCUCGUCCUGUUCAACAAAUCUCUGAGCUGUCCCUUCAGCUCUGAACCCCCGAACUGUGGCCUGCUCGGCUUUGCCAUCCUGGUCAAUGGAGACAAGUGCUGCCCUCAGUGGGACUGUCCAUGUCGCUGCUCGAUGUUUCCGGACCUGAACGUAAUCACGUUUGAUGGGAACAGCGUUGCCAUCUACAAGGCCGCCUCGUACAUAGUGACCCAGCUGCCCAACGAGACCGUCAGUGUCCUGGUUCAGGAGUGUCCUGCUGACUCUGAGUCACCGCUCCUCUGGAAUUUCACCAACCUUUGUCUGGUGGCGCUCAACAUCACGCACAAAUCCAACCACAUAAUCAUCAACAGGCUGCAGAGGAGGCUCUACGUCAAUUCACGGUACGCCAAACCUCGAUUCAAAAAGUACGGCUUUGAGAUCUACGACACGGGCAACAUGUACCUGAUCCGCAGCCCUGCCGGUCUCAAGUUGCAGUGGUACCACAGCACCGGCAUGAUGGUGAUCGACACCGACAGCUCCAGCAACAAGCUUCCAACCAAGGGCCUCUGUGGUUUCUGUGAUGGAGACCCAACCAACGACUUGACUUUGGCCAACGGCACCACAGUGGGCGUAAACGAGGAUCCAGCUCUUUUCAUCGACAGCUGGCAGGUUCCCAAUACCACCAGCUACAUCAGCCACAGCCGCCGGCGCGAGCUCAACUGCUCCACCAGCGACUGCUCCAGCUGCCUGCUCAUGCUGCAGAACCCCGCCUUCUCCCCCUGCCACGCCUUCGUCCCGCCCAGCACAUUUUGUGAGGUUUGGGUACGAGAUGCAGAGUAUGUCAACAACCAGUGUGUAGCUUUGGCUGCCUAUGUGGCUUCCUGUCACAAGUUUAAUAUCUGCAUUGAGUGGAGGAGUCCAGAUUACUGCCCAUUCCUGUGUCCCGACACUCUGCGGUAUCAGGCCUGUCUGCCGGCCUGCACAUCUCAGUCCUGCCCCAACCACGACUUUGACUCUGACCCAGACCAGUGUUCAGGCCUGACUGAGGGGUGUGUGUGUCCCGAGGGAACACUCCUCCACCGGCCAUACUCCGCCCUCUGCAUUUCACCUGAGAAGUGUGCCUGCACCGACAGCUCUGGCGUUCCUCGUGCACACGGCGAGGUGUGGAAAGCCUCGAAGGACGCCUGCUGCAUGUACCGCUGUGACAAUGACACCAUCAUCCCCGUGGAGUACAACUGCUCCAAUGUGGCGGUGCCCGUGUGCCGUCGAGCAGGGGAGGUGAUCAUCAGCCUGGCCGACGACAGCAGCUGCUGCCCACAGAAAGUCUGCGUGUGUAACCAGAGCCUGUGUGACCUGCUUCCUCCUGAGUGUAAAUACGGGGAGAAGCUGGUGUCGUACUACAGACAGGACUCCUGCUGUCCAGACUAUGUGUGUGAGUGCGAUCCUGACCUCUGUGAGUCGGACGUUCCCGCCUGCAGAGAAGACCAGACUCUGAUCGCCACCAGAGCCGACGGCAGCUGCUGCCUGGCCCACAUGUGCAUGUGCUCCUCCUGUCCGGAGACGCCUCCUCACUGCCAGGAUGGUGAGGUGCUGACAGUCGAUGGCAACACCACCGACCGCUGCUGCCCCGCCUACCACUGUGUGUGUGAGCCCUACAGGUGUCCUCAGAUCAGUUGUCCUGUUGGGAUGUCGGUGAUGUCGUUGUCCAGUACGGGUCGAUGCUGCCCCAACCAGACAUGCGAGUGUUCCUGUGAGAAGAUUGCCUCCCCAAAAUGUGGCCUGGGAGAGGCCGCACAGGUGGACCGGGCCUUCCUGUCCGACCCACAGAACCAGUGUGCCUGCAAAAGAUACAAGUGCGUGCGCGAGGCGGUGUGUGUGUUUGGCGAGCGGGGCGUCUUGCGGCCAGGUCAGACUCUGGUGGAGCACGGAGACGACGGCUUGUGUCACAGCAGGCAGUGCAGCCGCAGCCUCGACCCGGCGAGCGGCUUCCACCUGCUCCGCACCUCCAGCAUCAACUGCUCCGCCCACUGCCAACCAAAUCAGAUCUACGUCCCUCCCAAGGACCAGUCGACGUGUUGUGGUGUUUGUAAGAAUAUUUCCUGCCUCUAUGAACAUGAGAACGGGACAACAGCGCUCUAUAAGCCGGGGAAGUCGUGGGUGUCCAACUGCAUGAAGUUCGACUGCACCGACACUCUGUCUGGUCCCACACUCAUAUCCUACUCCUUCAGCUGCCCCCCCUUCAACGAAACAGAGUGUAUGAAGAUAGGUGGAACUGUCGUAAGUUACAUGGAUGGAUGCUGCAAAACAUGCAAAGAAGACGGAAAGUCGUGUCAGAAAGUGACGGUGAGGAUGACGAUCAGGAAGAACGACUGCCGCAGCAACAGGCCGGUGAACAUCGUGUCAUGUGAUGGGAAGUGUCCGUCCGCCAGCAUCUACAACUACAACAUCAACACGUACGCUCGCUUCUGCAAGUGCUGCAGGGAGACGGGGCUGCAGCGGCGCUCGGUGCAGCUCUACUGCAGCGGCAACGCCACCUGGGUCAGCUAUACCAUCCAGGAGCCCACUGAGUGCUCCUGCCAGUGGUCCUGAAAACACACACACACACACACACACACACACACACACACACACACACACACACACACACACGAUGAGGACUGCACGAUUGACGCAGGAUGUGUAAGGGGUUAAAUUAUGUGACAGUAAGUUGGGCUGGUGCCUCUGCUGGCAGGCAUGUGGUUCUGCAGCUCAGCUGACUGGAUGAUUUUAUUCGUCGUUUAUGAGAGUUUAGAUUUAUCACAGGGAAUGUUUGUGGCGGCAAGAUUCAAUAUUACUAAUAAAUACAUUAAGAGCUGUGAUAGUGGUUGUGAUAGAAGUUGUUUGAGUGUCAUUUUAACAUCAGUAUAUCAUUUUGGUUUGUAUCUGAUUUUACCAUAACUGUAACAUAAACCAAUGAGAGCACGGUGGAGCAGACUGUCAGCCUCUUAUUCAAACCAGUGGUGUUAAUUAUGACAAAAACAAAAAGACGGUAACAACGGUGAUUAAAGUCAUGGGAUUGAUAAAAAAAAUGGACUGUCAAUCGUCAAUGACCAAAAUUUUAUGCAUAUAUUUGUAAAUUUAAUUAUAAGAGCAAAGGAAGUCGUUAGGCUUUUGCUUUUUUCUUUUACUCGUCUGCCGUCCCGAGAAACUCAAACUGUUUUAGGUCUUUCAGCUCUUAGGCAGAAGAGUGCAGAGAGUUGAGACUGUUUACUUACUAUCUGCUGUUGUAUCUCAGUAAUGAUUACUUGAUGUCAAAAUGAUACAUGAACACUUUUAAAAAUACACAGAUAAAUAAUGUUGAAAAUUUUUUGUAUUUGUUCCAUCUCAUGAUCCACACUUAAAGGAGCUAUUUGUAAGUUUUGCUAUUGCUACUUAGCCGACGUUAGCAUUAACAGCUGUUUACUUACCGGUCUAGAAGAAACGCUGCGGGUUCAGCAUCAAACUUACUUCCUUGACUCACCAAGAGCUGUCUCCAGCUGUGGAAAGCAACACCAAUGUUAACUAUUGUUUCUAUCACGUCUUUUCUUCUGCUGAAGUUUGCAUGCUAACCAGCUAGCCCCGGCCCGUCUCGUCUCUUUCUGAUAGCGACUCAUUGUUGUCUAGAAUCUGCCUUGAAGCGAUGAUGUAGCGCUCCUCAGAGGGCGUAUUAUAAUCUCUGUCCUGUAACACAACGAUGGCUGGAGUUCUUGUCAAGCAACACCACCAACCGCUCCCAGGAAGAAACCUGAUCAGCGGUAGAGAUAACUUACAAAUAGCCUCUUUAAGAGUCGGUACUGGGACCACAGACGAUUUGAAUCACAGUGUUCAAACAUUAUGCUGCACAGUACCGCUGCUGCACCACCACCUCCCUGUCAGCCUGCAGGAAAGAGAACAUGUUCAGUGUGAAAUCAUCUUCACAGGGCGCUCCCGUACAUCGCACAGGCUAAAGAGUUACAAACAUAUUGAAAAUGCGUUUUUAAAAAGGAGUGGGGCUGCAGACAGUUGAGCCCUGAGGAAUUCCUCCUGUCGUGACUUGUUUUUGUAAAUAACUCAAUUUCCUAACUUUUAAAAAUGAUUUUCAAUAUCAAAUUCUUAGAUAUUUCACUUUUAGUAAGACAAAAAUAAACUGUAUAUCUACUGAUUACACAUGUAUUUUGAAUAAUCACUGCUAGUGAGGUGUAUUAACUGAUUUAUAUCCAGCUGUAUGUGGAGCACUUUAUUUAUUUAUUGGAGUUUGAUAGAGCACAGCCGUUCUGAGUUUGUGGAGGAAAAGAGGAGAAACUUUCAGCCCAAAUGCAGAACAAACAAACCAAACUGGGUCCAAAACUUUGAUUUGGUUUUAUUCCCGAUGACAGAAUAAGCAAAGCAAAGCAAAUAUAAGGUGGUGCGUUAUAGAUGUAUGUUUCUUUAUGGACUAAAUUUCUAAUUUGUUUGUUCAUAUCGAACAGACCCAUCUGGAUAGCAGAGUUAAAGAGGAUUUGUAUCAUACAAAUGUACAUUUGCAUUUUCAAUAAAUAUUUCCUUUGG